AUGGCGGUGCGCAUCAGAAGUUGGGAUCUACCCUUACUUGCCAUAGCUGUCACAAUUCUACCAAUCUCAACAUUUCUGUUGGUGGUCAACUAUCUGUAUAUCUGCCUCUUCCCGCGACAUUCUAUCCGUCGCCGUCUGAGAACGACUCGAGGGUUUGGCCCCAGAACCGUUCUCUUGACUGGUGUCAACACCCCACAAGGUCUACGAUUGGCAGGAGCUUUUCAUGACACCGGGCAUAAUGUCAUAGGGUUGGACUACGAAUCUGGCCUUCCCACUCCUGCCCGCUUCUCCAGGGCGGUGCACAGAUUUUACCCCUUGAGAGUGCCCUCUGUUGAGGGUAGGCGAAGCGAAUAUGUCAAUCAUGUGACCGAGAUCGUCGAGAAGGAACGAGUGGACUUGUGGCUCAAUUGCAUCACCAACGCCGACCCCGACCUCGAAUCUCAGGUCAGGACGAGGAUCGAACGAAUAACGACAUGCCGCUGCUUUGCUCUCAGCCUUGAUGACGCUCCGUGCUUUGCCCGCAAGGACAAACUCUUGUCAUAUAUGCAAAGUCUAGGCCUUCCAGUGCCAGAAGUCCACCAGGUCCGAUCCAGGGAUGAGCUUCACAAGGUUUUGAACAGGUCACAUGGUCAAAGAAAAUACUUGCUGCAUGCGACUACCAAGCAGGAAGCAAACAAUUCGAGGAUCAGGGCUCGUCUACCAAGACGCACCCUGAGCCAAACUUACAACUUGGUUUCCCGAAUCAACAUUACCCAAAGUUCUCCAUGGGUGCUGGAGCAAGAUACCGACGAGAUGGAAAAAUACUCCACGUUUGCCAUAACAGUAAGAGGGGAGAUCAAAGCAUUCGUGGCCAGUUAUUCAACAGACAAUUCAUCAUUUCAGCUCCUCGACCCAGAUUCGGCAUUGAGCCAAUCGAUGCUCCGUUUUGUCUCGUCACUCGUGAAAAGCCAAGGUUGCAACCUUACCAUUCACCUAAAUAUGGACUUCCGCGUCGAGGAAUGGGUGACAGCAACUGGCGUUGUCAAAACCAUUCUUCCAGUGGAUGUUUCCACGCAAGCCGACGUAAACACUCUGUUGUUUCGAGGUAUUGCAGGAUCCGCACAACUGACUCGCGCUUACCUGGCUUGUUUACAAUCUGCAGAUCCGAAGGAGAACCCGACAACAGACGUCGCAUCAUCUUAUCCAUAUUAUGUUUCAGAUGACGGUGUGUCUUUCCCGGUAUUCGAGACCUUUGGGGUCUACAACUUUGGUCAAAUGGUGCAUACACUGGCAGUCACACCCUUGAGACAUUUACUCACAUUUAAAGUCGGUCCCAGGAGCUUUCUCAAAAGCUUGGCAUCGUUGGUCGAUCGUCUUCUCCAUUGGACCAACGAUUCGUACAGCAUAGACGACCCAUUGCCUUUCUGGUGGUACCACCAGGUUUGCGUCCCUCUUGAGAUCCUCAUCAGAGUCAUUACGGGGCCGUCCACCUUUGAUCGACCGGAUAUCAAACCACUAGAAGCGGCAUGA
Exophiala bonariae is the source of this 1509-nucleotide messenger RNA. RefSeq lists its product as uncharacterized. Bases 1 to 1509 code for a protein of 502 amino acids. The record is from RefSeq and is a predicted model, not a curated record. The transcript has a single exon. NCBI's taxonomy places the organism in Eukaryota, Fungi, Ascomycota, Eurotiomycetes, Chaetothyriales, Herpotrichiellaceae.